AUGCUCUCCAUCUCCUCCUGCUCCGCUCCUCGAUCAGCAGCUUCUUCCUGCACCGGUAAUGCACAGAAAGAACAAACUUCCUUCCGUUACCAUGGGGACCGUUACCGUCUACGGCGAAGCAGGAGGUCCAAACGUGUUCACACCGCGCAGUGCGUGCCAGUCACUGACGUGCAUUGUGCUUUCAGCACACCCAUUGCUUUGUCACAGAGUGCUUUAUCAGGACGUGUCAAUGCUGCUCUGUCACCAACACUAUAG
Pelobates cultripes (western spadefoot toad) is the source of this 255-nucleotide messenger RNA. Lineage: Eukaryota; Metazoa; Chordata; Amphibia; Anura; Pelobatidae. The record is from the annotation of a GenBank genome assembly.